AGUUCAUCUGGAGUUUGUAGAAGUCGGUCCUACUCCCAGCCAUUUAGCCUCAUGUCUAAAAGUUCCCUGGGAGCAGUGGGAGAGGAGGUGGGGCUUAAGGGCCAGGCACAGAGCAAUGGUCCUCCUGGGAGUAACUGUGUAUAUAAUGGGUUGGACAGGGAACUGGUCCAGAGGAGAAGGAGUGGCUGAGUAGCUUGUGCCUUCUUUUCUGACACUUGUGGAGAUCCGCUGCAGAGCACACAAUGUCUCAGCCCGACGACCAGCUGGAAAAGCAGAAUCGGCCAGUGAUGAGGGAAGAGGACUUGAUUGGAGCCCGUGAGACUCUGGGGUCAAAGGGUCCACUGAGGAGCAAGACUUUUGAAGUCAUGGAUGAGUGUGAGCGGGCUGGCAAAGCUGCGCCCUCCGUCUUCAGUGGCGUGCGGUCCGGAGCGGAGACCGCCUUCCAGAAGCCGCCCGCUCAUAGCAAGAAGACUUGAUCGAGGGAUGUGAACAUUGUUGCAACAAUCUUGGAAAUCGAAAAACAAGUGGAUUUAACCAUUUCCCUUCUUUGUUUUCUGAUUGAUUCUUUUUUUUUUUUGAUCCAGCCGAUUCAGUAUAACCUAUAAUUAUUACUUUUUGCAUUUGCUCACAGCGAAGUUUUAUGAACCUGUUCCCAUUACGUAUCAUCCCCAAGGGCACUGCAGCGAUGAGCUUUAACGGGGUCUGAGGCUGCUAAUGUAAGGUGUAAGUAAGGUGUAAGUCCGCCCUCUUUCCCUAUAAGGAGUGGUUUCGCGCAAAGCCAUGUUCACUCUUUACCUGAACUACUUGCACACAUACAAAAGAAAAGAGCGAAGCAAACAAAAAUGGCUUUUGAUUCACUGUUUACAUUACGAGUGAAACAUUUGUUAUUAGUUUUAUGACCGCUAACCCCAGUGUUGCCAACUGUCAUGCACCAGGCGUGCCACUCACGCUUUCAGUCUUUCACGGUCGUGUAAGAAAUCUGUAUUUUUCCAUUAUAAACAUAAAAUUAGCUACAUCAAAUAGAUUGGGAUAGUUUUGCAAACGUAACCGACUAUUUACAAGGUAAUGAAACUGUUACAUACGUGUAAAUGUGUCUGCACACUUGUUUCGAACUGAAAAUCUCACGCCAGACACCAUUUUAACCUGCUAUGUGUACAGUUGCUUAUUUUUGUUUCACAUUAUGUAUAGAUUGAAACAUAGAGUGUACUGAACCACUGUUUACACAAUCUUGUUUCGUGAAUAAAUGUUUAAAUAUAGUGAUGCGUAACCGGUAUGUUUGUUGGCAAUUACUGUGGAGUAAGCACUAGUCUGAUAACGAUCAACCAGUGUUUUUUAAUCACAGUUAAGAAUCCAGAGCUGUAACAGUGUGCUGAAGUCGGUGGAACGCUAGAGGGCAGAGUGGAGCUGCAAUGAAUGAGCCAGCAUGUACUAAUCUUUGGGCUGUUAUGGGUCUUAUUCGGCAUUUACUGUUCCAGGAUCGGAUUUAUAAUAAUGUUGUUAUGAUGGUCAUGUGUAAACCUAUUCUGUUAUAAUGAUCCAUACAUGGUUAUUACCAUGUUUGUUAAUGAUUAUAAAACAUUUCUGAGAUUGCAUACUAAAUUCUUGCCACAAUUGAUUUUAUCCUCAUUGCACAAGCUUUAAACAGAAAUGAUGUCAACACGUUAGUAGAAAUUCUCCAUUUUAUUACCUUAAAUUCCAACAGUGUGUUUGUGUUACAUGAGCAUUGCAUGAUGCCCAAGAUGUCAAACACCUUGUACCUUAAUAAAUUUAAUUACUUAAAUUUAAUCAAA
Molecule: messenger RNA, 1790 nt
Organism: Brienomyrus brachyistius
Lineage: Eukaryota; Metazoa; Chordata; Actinopteri; Osteoglossiformes; Mormyridae
Product: musculoskeletal embryonic nuclear protein 1-like
Exons: 3
Coding region: 243-476 (77 amino acids)
Biological process (GO): chondrocyte differentiation; tissue regeneration; chondrocyte proliferation
Cellular component (GO): nucleus
Source: RefSeq, a predicted model, not a curated record